This is a messenger RNA of Pelagomonas calceolata, 1277 nucleotides long. NCBI's taxonomy places the organism in Eukaryota, Pelagophyceae, Pelagomonadales, Pelagomonadaceae. The record is from the annotation of a GenBank genome assembly.
CUGUUUCGAUCGCUGCGGCGGCGUGCAGGGCCGGUCUGCAGCUUGCUGGUGUGGUUACGGCUCAAUUUGCCAGCACCGGUAGCAUCGAUCGCAGAGCGCCAUCAUUCGGCAAUUAGGCACAUUUGACACCAUUUUGCACGCAGGCGGCUCGCGCCACGAUCGUGUGUUUUUGGGAGAGGCUCUCACAGUGGAGACCGCAGUGACGCCGCCGCCGCGCCAGUGAAUUUUACACACUCGGAGACGUGUAGCUUGCGGUCCAGGGAGGCGGCGAGCGGAUGGAUCAUUCUUCCGGGUUCGCUAGGUUUCGCCUCUAGGCCUCUCCCAUCGAGGACAGCCAUAGUUUAGCCUCACUACGCGACCGCCCGCAGCAUUAGCUCGUCGAAGACGUGCGCUUGAUAUCGCUCCUCGCUGUACAAACCGCUUCGCCGCAAAGUUCGACCUCCCGGCAGCCGCUGAGCCUCAUCCCUCUCCUCCGCCGCCGACGUCGACGCUGCCGCCGUGCGCUAUGAACAAAGUAAUCGACCGCCGCCGGUCCUUGGACGCGCAGCCCGACGCGCGGCGCACAACAUUAUUCGAUUAUGUGACGGAUCUAGCGGGCAAGACGCCGACGCCCGGCGGCGGCGGCGCCGCAGCAAUCGCGGCCGGGUUGGGCUGCGCCGCCGGCGCCAUGGCCUGCGCCUAUAGUCAACGGAAGAAAGAUCAAGCCUCGGGCGCAGCAGUAGUGGCCGCCCAGACGGGCGCAACAUUAUCCAAUGCGGCUGCCCGAGAGCUAGACGCGGCAGACGCCGACGCCAAAGCCUACCUCGCGCUCCAAGCCACCUGGAAGAAGGACUUCCACGGUAAUAAAAGUGAGGCCCAGGCCAAAGCUUUAGCGGUGCCCCAAUCGUUGGUGGAGCGGUGCGCGCGGCACGUCGCGGCUCUUGACGUUUUUUACCCCAAAUGCAAUCCCAACAUUUUGUCGGAUGCGAAGGUCGGGAUCCACUUACUCGCCGGUGCGGCGCGGGCGGCCUUCGCUACUGUACUCGUCAACGACCCACCGGCGAACGUCCGGCGAGACUUGGAAACAAAAUUACGAGCCAUCGCGGCGGUGGAAGCUAGAAUAUGGGGCGAGCGGAACUCCGGUGCUUCUGCGGGUGCGCCGGCGCGGGGCUUUGAGAUUAUACUCGAUGCGCGGGGUGUUUGUGCGGUCGCCGCCGCGGUCGCGGGCGCGUUCCUGCUGGGGAAGCGCAUGCGGUCCUGAGCCGCUUUUUGACAUAUAGUAACUCCUCUUUUCCAUA